This is a messenger RNA of Loa loa (African eye worm), 471 nucleotides long. RefSeq names its product ribosomal protein L36 containing protein. The transcript has 2 exons. Gene Ontology annotation, biological process: translation; ribosome biogenesis. Gene Ontology annotation, molecular function: structural constituent of ribosome. The record is from RefSeq and is a predicted model, not a curated record. NCBI's taxonomy places the organism in Eukaryota, Metazoa, Nematoda, Chromadorea, Rhabditida, Onchocercidae. Bases 17 to 259 code for a protein of 80 amino acids. Gene Ontology annotation, cellular component: ribosome; mitochondrial large ribosomal subunit.
UUUCAGGACGCCAAGAAUGUUAUCAACCGGUCGUAUCGUUGGUGUAGGAUGUCGAAAUUGCCGGUUGAUAUUGCGUAACUUGCUAAGUCCGGAAAGCAGCAUGUUUGAAAGUCGAGCAAAUUUCAAGGUCCGGCAGCAGCUGAAACUUCGAUGCCCACACUGUUACUUUAUUCGAGCUGAUGGUCGCUGGGAAGUGCGAUGCACGGAGUUUGCAAAACAUCAUCAGAAGGAACCAUAUAAUGUGAAGUUGUUAUGGUGAAUUCUCGAAAAUGUAUUGAAGCCGAGAAAAUGUUUAUACAUUGUGAUAAUAUGAAUUGCUUACAUCUUUAUGGAGCGCUCAAACUGUUUGCACGUUCUGAUAAUACGCUAUCCACACUGUAAAUUAUACACUGUAGCUAUUCUGGUGCGCUAUUCAAGUAUUGAAAAUCAGGAUUUAAUUCUCUUGCAAUAAAACUGCAUUUACAAAACUCG